Diabrotica balteata is the source of this 4325-nucleotide messenger RNA. Lineage: Eukaryota; Metazoa; Arthropoda; Insecta; Coleoptera; Chrysomelidae. The record is from the annotation of a GenBank genome assembly.
GGCAGUCGAGGAAAAUACGGUGUAUCGAAUGCGUCAUCUCUACAGAUUUCGCGCUUCGCGUUGGAGAGACGGGAAUAUCCGCAAGUAAAUUCGUCGUUUUUAGUCCGCGGUUGUAGGAAUUUUAUUAAACAUCUGACUUCGCAAACGAGUCGGACAAAACAGAUAAUAAAAGCGGUGCGUUUGAAUAAUUAUCAUUUCAAAUUUGACCUCUGUUCAGUGCGCGCCCAUUUUUGUGUUUAAAACUUGAUUUUCGUACGUACUUCUACCUGUUUAAUAUGAGUGUGGCUUAUACGGCUUUAGAUCAAGGACGCGGCGGUGAUGACCGUGCAAACCAGCCAAAUGAUGGUCAUUCAGCGAACAGUGCACCCAUGGCGAAGGCCGAGAUAGACGACAUCGACGGUCCUACCGAAGAUGCGAACCGGGUCGCUGGAAGUAAUAACGUUGACCCAGUUUCACAUACAACUGUACCUGACAUCUCAGUCACCGACACAAAUGAGCUCAAACUGAAUAAUUCCGAAGACCACAUGGAUGGUCUUCAUUUAGGAGAUGAUCUCAAUCACGAAAUCGACGGAGUACAUCAUCUGAGAGACUUCCGAGUGGGCACCCCGCACUCCGGCAUGAAUCGCACAGGGUUGAACUUUGACACUGAAUUAGGAAGUAUCGCAGGAGAAACUAUUCCUGAUAUCAACGUUUACCAACACAAAAAGACUUUGGCUCAAGGUAUGAUGGAUCUGGCUCUCUUUUCUGCCAAUGCUAAUCAGCUUCGGUACGUGCUGGACAGUUAUUCUAGACAUCCUUAUUACUGGGCUAGUUGCAUCUGUAUAAUUUUUAGUUUGGGAUUACAGGUAGGCGUUGGCAUCGGACUAAUCUGGAACUCCCUAUACAACGUUAAAGACGAUAAACAUUUACAUUUAGCCAACAAAAUAAACAAUUUCACAGUAAUCGGGAUCUUUUUAGUAGUGGUUCUUAACGUUUUCAUCUCAGUCUUCGCAGUGAUUAGUCCAGCCGAAGUGUUUAUUCAAGUUUCACCAGGUCAACCUAUGCAGCCUCUUCAAGUUUCUACACCAACUGGUAAUUUAACGGGAACGUGAACUUUAUAAAGUAAACACCUUUCAAAGCAUUUUCUUUUUAUUAGAAUUUUAUUUUCAUUUUAAGAUAGUCUUUAUCUGGUACUGACAAGUGAAAUAUUAUCAAUUGCAUUGUAGUUAAGUUUUGACCUAAUAGUUUAAUAUUAUAAUUUGGAAAUGAAAAUAAUACAUUCUAAUAGUGAAAGAAUUUUUUAACUCUUAAUAAAAUAUGUUAAUAUUCGUAGUUAUUUGUAUUAAUAUUAUUUUACGUCAAAAUUGGGCUAGACUGAUAUAUAACAUAAUGCCAAAUCACUACAGAUUUAUACUUGUACUUACUUCAAAGGUUUUGCCUUUGAAGAAGAAGAUCCUAACAGUACCUCCUAUCUUUAAAUUCCAUAAAGUAUCCAAUACUUUUCCUUAACUACUUUAAGAUCUGUAUUAUAUCAACCAUAUAAGUCCAUGACUUCAACAGAUCUGAUUUUUUUUGUAAUAUAUGUUUUAUAAUUAAUGUACACUGACUGACAAAAAAGGCCACCGUGAAAAGUUUUAAAAAAACAUUUAAUAUCCAUUACUACUACCUAUCAAGAGUUUUGAAUUUAAAAAUAAUUUAUUAAUGAUAUGGAAUCCAAACACUAAAAGAAAGGAGACUAUUUUACACAUAACUAGAUAAUUCAAUGAAAGAAGAUAACGGAAUUAUAAAAAAUACAUUUUUUUUCAUAUUUAAAAAAUUACAACAGUUUUUCAAUUUUGACCUUCUGCUAACCAUCAAUACAUACUGUGUAUGCUCAAACUUAAGUGUAAAGCUGAUCCAAUAGGUGCUCUAUUAGGUUAAGAUCCAGGAUGAAUACAAUAUCUGCAAUCUUUGAAAGAAAGAUACCCGUUUAGAAAUUGUCUUUUUCUUCUUCCUCUUUGUAUGUUGGCUUUAAAGCAUGUUUCUUCUUCAAUAUUAGCCUCCUAAAUUGUUUAAAUUGUCGCACCAUCUUUUUCUUGUUCUGCCAAUACUUCUUCGUCCAUUUGGUGACUUAUCUGGUACUAUUCGUACUGUCCUAUCUUCUGCCAUUCUACUAAUGUGUUUGAUCCACUCCUGUUUCCGUUUUCUCACCCAUCCAUUUAUGUCUUCUAUCUAUCUAUUCUAUCUAUCUCUUCUUAUGUUUUCGCUUCUCUCUCUAUCCAACAGACUUUUCCCUGAUAUUUGUCGCAGUAUUUUCAUCUCUGUUGCUUCUAGUAGUCGUCUCGUUUUAGAUGUGCCAGAUCUUGUCUCCUCCGUGUAUGUUAAUAUAGGUUUAAUUGCUGCUUUAUAAAUUCUUGUUUUUGUGUGGCUCUAUGUUGCUAACGCAUUUAUCAGUGUUGACUCUGAUUAUGAUUUUUAUUGGUCUAGUUUUGGUUUUAAAUAAUCUUCUACUUCUUUUUUAUAAUAUUCUUUCGAGUUUGCUUUGCUAAAUUCAAGAAAUUCUGUUACUGAGUACUGGGUGUUGAUGUAUCCUUGUUAGAUAUAAAGGGUUAAUCUUAAUACAUGAAAUUCACAUGAAUCAUUCCUAAUAUUUAUUUUUAUUUAUGUCUUCCUCUUUUAGCCUAAUUAGUAGUUUUUCCAUAUAAUUAUUUUGCAUAUAGUAAUUAUACAUUGAACGGUAAGUCAUUUUCAAAGCAUAUAUCGAUAAAGCUUAUUUCAGCUACUAAUACUUCUUCAUCUUCUUUAGCAGUAACUUUUGGUUCAUUCCUAACAUUGGCCUUCGCUUGUGUUUUCCAUGUUCGUCUGCCAUGGUUCCAGUUUCUCGAUGUCUUUUUUUGGUUGUCAUUUUUAACUUUAAAUGUUGCUUUCUUCUAAAUGUUUUCUAAAAGCUUUUUAUAUCUUUUUUCUUCUUCAAUUUUUGUCCUCUCUGUAUCAGGUCUUGUUUCUGCCGCCUAUGCCAUUUUUGAUAUGAUGACUAUUUUGUAAAUUCUGCUUUUCAUUUCUUUCCCGACAUUUUUUUUCUCCAUAUUUUUUUAUUUUAUAUCGGGAGUCUAAUAUAUUAAUAGUCUUUAUCUACUAAUAGUGUAUUAUUUUAUUUCAAAAAUCAAUAGUUUGGUGUCAUUAUGGUGUCAUUUUAGAAGCUAAGAGACAGGGGCAUAGUUGGGGAAAGCAACACCAAAAGUAAUUUUGUAAAUAAGAAUUAUUUUUCAGUAACUUAAUUUUGAAAUAAAUAUUAAUAUGUUUUCUAGUAUAGUUUUAAAAUUUUAUUUGACUCUUUUUGCAGAUAGAUAUACAUAAAAUUGUUUCUUUAAUUUUAAGCACAAGCAAUCCAAAGCAAAUUGUACAAAUAAACGAAAAUAUAUAUAUAAUAAAAUACUGUUUGAAAUUUAAAAAUUAGCAGCUAUUUGUAAAUUUAUUGUGGUGUGUGGUUAAAACAUUCUAAAUUGUCGAAAAAGUCUGAUUAACUAAAAAAACCACAGUGUUGGAAACAGCUAUAGUUAUGUGAUCAUCAUAAAGCGAAGGAAUGUGAAGAAACCGUGGACAACUGAUGUCACUGUUAUCUUAUCAAAACACAACGAACUGCGAAUUCCCAAAUUUACAAGUUUUCUUACAAAUUCUGUUACACUUUAUAAUAAUGAUAAAUCAAGUGUAAAACUACUUCCAACACGAACUAUCUUCAACAAAUACAAACAUGUUAAGCAACGUCUGUAUCUGCUCGUGCUUUGCCUUUGAUUAUACCUGCUGAGUCUCUGAAACGGAAAAUAAAUUACCUUACAAAUCGCCUUCAUUGACAGCCUACUCUCCUAAAACAAGCUUCUUCAAUAGAUCAACAAAAGAUUUAAGUACUAAUGUUUCCCCUACUUCAUUAAAUUUUACUUCCUUUUGGCGUUGGCCAAAAAUUAUCACUAUUUUUUCUUGGUAUUCCUAUGCGUUGCUGGAUUAGUUAAUCGUUCAGAUUUCAUUAUUUUCUACAAUAUAGGAGGAGUUGUGUAGGUAGUUGCAAUAGCAGUUGUGUAUGACAAAGAAGACUUGUAUUGGGGCAACGGAUACUACAGGAAAAUUAAUUGCAGAUAAUCAUGAUUGAAUUACAUAUAUCAUCAGUUUUUCUAUAAUGAAUUAAGAUUUUUGUUUACUUAAAAUAUAAACCUGUGUACUUAUUUUUAUCUUGCUCAAACCAUUACAGUUUAGAUAAUAUCGAUUCUAAAUGCUGCCAAUAUUUUAUUAUUACCUAUGUAUUUACGAAAUCUGUUAAACAUUUAAAAUAUUAAAUAUUUUUUGAAUGUACAUGAAAUAAAGAAUUUAUUGUU